Mercenaria mercenaria is the source of this 1017-nucleotide messenger RNA. RefSeq lists its product as uncharacterized. The record is from RefSeq and is a predicted model, not a curated record. The transcript has a single exon. Lineage: Eukaryota; Metazoa; Mollusca; Bivalvia; Venerida; Veneridae. The coding region runs from base 1 to 1017 and encodes 338 amino acids.
AUGGCGGAAUAUAUGUCAGAAAGAGAACUGAGAAAAAUUGAAAGAAAUAGGAGAAAGGAGGAAGAUAGAUUAAAAAGACAAAAUGCAAGAACACUAGAAAAGGAGGAAAAACGUAAGCGUGAGCAAAGUGAACAUGAUAAAAAGGAGAGAGAACAACUUGAACUACAAAAGCAGAGAGAAAGGUUAAUACAUGAACGGCGUAAACUUAAAGAGAAAAGCAAGCUGCUAUAUGAAAUGGAGAAAGGAAUGAAAGAAAGAGAAAGGGUAGAUAAAGAUAUAAGACAGAAGUCUAAAGAUAUUAAGAAAGAUUUUGAAAGUGAUACAAGUGAAACAGAGGAAGAGUUUAAAGAAUUAGAACAAGUUGAUAGUGAUCAUAAUAGUAGUAUAGAAAGAAAAGAAAGAAGUGAUAAAAUCAGAAAGUAUACAAGUUCAAGUAAGGAAAACCUAAGAUUGAAAGAAAGUGAAAUUACACAAAGCAAUAGAGCUGAACGUAAAGAUAGUUCAGAUAGUGAAUAUUCAGAUUUAGAUAAAUCAACGGAAUUACAGGCAAAUGCUAGACAGACAUUUAGUGAAGAAAGAAUGAAGAAAAGGAAAGGUUCAGUUCUGAAUAUGAAAGAUGAAAUGAGCUUCAAGAAUGAAAACCCACUAUCAAGUGAUAGUCUAGAAGAUAAAGAAAGUGAAAUAGAAUUAGAUUCAGAACAAUCUGAAAGUGAUGCCUCGGAAGAUGCAUACACAACAGUGGAUCAAAUAUAUGAUGUAGAUUAUAUUGAAAAUCCGAGACAUAAUAGUACAGAGAUAGAAACUGAAGAAAACAAAAAUGUGAAUUUUGAGAAUGAAAUGAGAUGGCUUGAUGAAAAAUGGCAGCAAUAUCAAUGUGAAAAUGCUGAAUUGAAAUCUAGUAUAGAUAAACUUAGAAAUACAGAGACAGAAAAAGAAAAUAUAAAACGAGAUAGAAACAAACAUUUAAAGUAUACGGCUGCAGAAGAUAUGUUGAAAGAGAAAAUAAAACAUUCGUGA